CGUGCUCGGGAAGGAGAAGGCCGCCUUCCGUGCUGCUCCGGUGCUGCUCGGUGCUGCGCCGCCGCUGCUCCGCCAUGGCUCGCGGUCCGAAGAAGCACCUGAAGCGUGUGGCCGCCCCGCGUCACUGGAUGCUGGACAAACUGACGGGCGUGUUCGCGCCCCGCCCGUCGGCCGGCCCGCACCGCCUGCGGGAGUGCCUGCCGCUCGCCAUCUUCCUCCGCAACCGUCUCAAGUACGCGCUGACGGGCGACGAGGUGAAGAAGAUCUGCAUGCAGCGCCUCAUCAAGGUGGACGGCAAGGUGAGGACCGACGUGGCCUACCCGGCGGGCUUCAUGGACGUCAUCAGCAUCGACAAGAGCGGCGAGCACUUCCGCCUGGUGUACGACACCAAGGGCCGCUUUGCCGUGCACCGCAUCACGCCCGAGGAGGCCAAGUACAAGCUGUGCAAGGUCAGGAAGGUCUUCGUGGGCACCAAGGGCAUCCCGCACCUCGUGACGCACGACGCGCGCACCAUCCGCUACCCGGACCCGCUCAUCAAGGUCAACGACACCGUGCAGAUCUCGCUGGACACCGGCAAGAUCACCGACACCAUCAAGUUCGACACGGGCAACCUGUGCAUGGUGACCGGAGGCGCCAACCUGGGCCGCAUCGGCGUCAUCACCAACCGCGAGCGCCACCCGGGCUCCUUCGACGUGGUCCACGUGAAGGACGCCAACGGCAACGGCUUCGCCACCCGCCUCUCCAACAUCUUCGUGAUCGGCAAGGGCAACAAGCCGUGGAUUUCCCUCCCGCGCGGAAAGGGAAUCCGCCUCACCAUCGCCGAAGAGAGAGACAAGAGGCUGGCGGCCAAGCAGAGCGGGUGAAGCGGACUCUGGGGGACUCGAGGGGGGGGCGUUUACACUGGUUUAUGCUUGAGGUUUUAAGCAGCAUGUUGAAUUAAAAAGAGAAGCAAACUUCA
Molecule: messenger RNA, 958 nt
Organism: Arvicola amphibius (Eurasian water vole)
Lineage: Eukaryota; Metazoa; Chordata; Mammalia; Rodentia; Cricetidae
Product: 40S ribosomal protein S4, X isoform-like
Exons: 1
Coding region: 75-863 (262 amino acids)
Biological process (GO): translation
Cellular component (GO): ribosome; cytosolic small ribosomal subunit
Molecular function (GO): RNA binding; structural constituent of ribosome
Source: RefSeq, a predicted model, not a curated record